AUGUCCGUAUCGUCUCGAAAGGUCAAGGAUCGGUCGGAUAUGUUGCAACGGCGAAGCGAUGCGCACUUGGACAUAACGAAUGGAACCCUGUCGAUAAGCCAGGAGGGGGACUCUGAUGAAUCGCAGGAGAACAAGUCACGACCGGUCUCUUCAUAA
Molecule: messenger RNA, 156 nt
Organism: Fusarium pseudograminearum CS3096
Lineage: Eukaryota; Fungi; Ascomycota; Sordariomycetes; Hypocreales; Nectriaceae
Exons: 1
Coding region: 1-156 (51 amino acids)
Source: RefSeq, a predicted model, not a curated record